Molecule: messenger RNA, 3231 nt
Organism: Lachancea lanzarotensis
Lineage: Eukaryota; Fungi; Ascomycota; Saccharomycetes; Saccharomycetales; Saccharomycetaceae
Gene: IRR1
Product: LALA0S01e15258g1_1
Exons: 1
Coding region: 1-3231 (1076 amino acids)
Biological process (GO): sister chromatid cohesion
Cellular component (GO): chromatin; cohesin complex; nucleus
Molecular function (GO): chromatin binding; protein binding
Source: RefSeq, a predicted model, not a curated record
AUGGCUGACAUUCGUAGAUCAACUCGGAUACGCGACAAGUCUUCAAAGACGGACGACGAUGAGGAUCAUGAGGACUCCACCGGUUUAGUUCUCAUGGAUGAAGAUGUUGAUCUGGCCAUUGGCUCAACAGACGGCUCCGAAAGCGAUGAAGAUUCGCGAGGAACAGACGAGGAAUAUGAAGAACCUGCCUCGAAGAAACGCAAACGUGUGCCCAGCGAAAAAACUGACCGGACUGGUGCUCCACGAGGGACGAAAAGAGCGAAAGCGCCAAACGUGGGUCGAGACAAAAACUCCAAAAAAAGCAGAAACGCGUUUCUUGAAAGACAGCAGGGCUUUGAAGCAACGGAGUUGUUCCAAAUCAUGGCGCACUCUGAAGAUUUUUCGGUCGAAGAGCUCGCAAACGAAUGGCUUGAGUUGUAUUCAGAAAACAGAAACAAAGCUCUCCAAAACUUUAUCAACUUCUUGCUCAAUUGCUGCGGCUCUUUGGUCCAGGUUCAGGAACAUGACAUUGUCUCUAACGAGACCGCCAACGAGACAGUGGCUGAAAUUCAACUGCAGUUUCAACAACAAGAAUUGCACGAAUCACAUCUACUUAUGAGCAAAAACAACAAGAGACGCGCAAAAUGUAAACCGCUGUACGAAAACUUCCUGGAAUUUACCCACAAGCUGCUGGAGCUGGCUCAUGAACGCGGCCUUUUGGCCGAAAACUCAGGCGAAUCCGAUGAAAGACAACCAACAGGCCAGUCUCUGAUUUUAGACCUCCUAACUUGGCUAUCAUCAUUGGCAGUGAGUAAAAUCAGAUGUCUACGGCACGUUGCAACAUUGUGUAUGUACAAUUUUCAGGACUAUUUGACAGCGUUGAGCGUAUCCUUGGAAAAUGAUUACUUGGUAAAACUGAGAAGACAGCUAGCCAUGGAACAAAAAAAGAAGAGAGCCAACCCGAAGACGGCCGAAAAACUAGAAUCUACAAUAGUGGAAAUCCAGGACACGAAAUCAGUAGUAGCAAAUUGCAUCGACAACACCAUUAAACUGUCUUUUAUCCAUCGCUUCAAGGAUGUGGACGAGGCUAUACGAACUGACUCCGUAAUUCAUCUUGCCAUAUGGCUCGAGAAUUACCCAGAGUACUUCAUGAAAGUAACGUUUCUGAAGUAUUUUGGCUGGUUACUAUCCGAUCUUUCACCAGCGGUUCGAUUGCAAGUCGUUAAAGUAAUACUGGAAAUUGUCAAGUUCGACAACAAACGUAAAAAACACAAAGUUGGUAGCACAGCCUUGCGGCAAUUUUUCGAGAGGUUCAAACAAAGGAUAGUUGAGAUUGCUUUGAAGGACGUCGACACGCAAGUUCGCAUUGCCGCAAUACAAGUGCUGACGCAGAUCAACUCUCUAGGUUAUCUCGAAGAUAGCGAAGUUUCCAAGAUCUCAAGUAUGAUAUUCAAUGGCCGCAAAAUUGACGCCUCUUCGGCAGCUAGAGACGCCAAAUUAUUGGCAUCCGUGGCAAAAUUCUUCGCAGCGGUGCAAAACGAUAAGCUAGAAAUUCUACUCGAGUCACAUUCAUUUCCUAACAAGUCUAGUUCGUUGCGGCCUCAAGAUAUUAUUGAAACCGGGUUCUUCAUUAAAUCGUUGCUCGAUUCGUUCUCAAGCUAUCUGAACGAACGUGAAGAAGAUAUUCCUUUUCAAAACCGCCCAGAUCUACUUUUUCAGGCCGCGGAGUUCCUGGAACCGUAUUUUGGGCAGUUGACAACAUCCCUGUGCGAGAUCCUGGUGUAUGAUGCAUGUUUUGAUGGCUUUGACAAUGUUGAAGACGCAGAGACUGGCGAGAAAGUACUUCUCUUGCCCUGUGAUGAGAACAGCAUUACUCAAUAUGUGAUUGUUCUAGGUGGUUUGUGCCAUGGCGGCGGCAAAAAGAACUCUAAAAAAUCUGAAACCACCAUGGCGGCUAUGAGUUACCUCCCAAAACUGUUUAGUACAUUGCCGCUCCAUUCUAGUGUCGUGAUGCAACAGGUUUUCAAGAUUUACACUUUAUUCACAUUCGAGGAAUGGGUCGCAGCGCACCAAGAGUCUGAAUUUCAAAAAGUUACUGACGUAAUUGUCAAAACGUUUGACAGGAUGCAGCUUUCAAAGGAGAAAGAUGAUAUAACCCGCUCGUCUUUCGCAGAUGUGAUGCAAUUCCAUAAAGACUUGGGACUACCUCAAGUCAUCGACGGCUGGAAAAACCAACUGGAACAGUUGCGUGCAUCAUUCCAGGUGUUUUUGCAGACAAAAGCUGAUGGCUAUAACGGCGAGGGCAUAAACAAUUUACUACUAGCAGCCCAUGAGACGUAUCUCAAUAAGCUAGUGUUGCUAGGUAAAAUACUGCAACUUGAUAUCAGUUCGGAGCUGAUGAAUGAAUAUUUCGGAAAAAUUGUGAACAGAGUUCCUAAGAGCUUGGAACUGUUAAGACAUGACACGAUUAAGGCCAUAGACUUUAGGUUCGUGACUUUAGCCGUCACAUGGAAUUUGCAACGCUGGUUCGAAAUCUUGCAAAAUGGAACGGACGCAACGCCAUUCUCUUCGAGUCCACUUCAAACGGCCUUAGUCGUCAUAGAACAGCUUAGUACCAACCUAGUUGCAUUGUCAAGUAGCGAAGUGGAGAAUAUUCGCGAUUGUCUGAACAUCAUAUUCAAGCUUUGCGAUGUAUUGUUCGACUGCCUCACCGCAUUCAAGAUGUUCGAGUUGAACAUCCCCAACAAAGAUUACGAAUGGCAGCGAGCGAUAGACCACGACUACCACUUGGUAAUACACCCUCAAAUGCCGCAAAUAUUUCUCGAUGCUUUCCUGUAUUUGGAAGGGUUACGGGCGAAAGAACUUGGCGUACAGCUUGACCGAUUUGAUGACGAGGAUGUCAACCUCAACGAUAUAGUUGAUGACAACGUGGACGACGUUGAGCAAGAACUCAAUCUGUUUGCUGUGAAGCUCAAAAGCUUGCUAACUUUGGGGCUACUGGACGAUACUCGAAUUGAAAGCCGCAUAGCUUUAAACAAAGGUGUUCUGGGCCCUAAUUUUGAAUCUAUCGCUAACGAUACCGCUUUCACCGCAAAUCAAGCGCCUAAGCGGCACCUGGUUUCUGCAAACCACGAACACCAGAUCUUCGAUGACCAGCAUGAUCGGGAUAAAAGUCGCAAUCACCCGGCACUUACAUCUUCCAUCCCACCAAAUCGAUUGGAAACAAGAGAGAGUAGCUCAGAAUACCUAUGA